AUUGCAAAACGCAUUUAGACUGAUAAAAUCAGACGCCCACUGCUGCUUCUCUGCUGCUGCUGAUGCUCCCGGUUCUUCUUCUUCCUCCGCUUUACACUUUGGGCUUCAGUUAGGAAGAGAAGGUCAAUUUGGGAUUUUUGUGAAUUAGAUGAUGGAGAGAGUUGAGAUCGAAGCAGAUGUCCGAAGAUGGAUUGCAUUAAUCUUGAUGAAGUAUAAUGACUAUGAUGGUGCUAAGAAAAAGCUAAUUGAAGCACAAACAUCGUAUCCAGGAAUUGAAUAUGUUGAUGAGUUGAUAAAAUUAUGUGACAUAGCAUGUACAGCUAAAUCUCAAGGGAGUGGAAUUGAUUGGUACUCGGUUCUCGACACUAAAAAUACAGCCAAUGUGUCUGACAUAGAGUUUAAGUACACAGAGCUGAUGAGAACUUUGGAACCGGUUAAGAACAAGUUUCCGGAAAUUCAAUCAGCUUUGGGGCUAAUCAAAAAAGCUUAUAGCGAGUUUGAUUCGAGAAGAGCUGCAAGCUUGGUUCCUUGUGGUUCUGUGAAUCCAUUAGACAUAGUGCAUUCAGAAACCGUGAAUAUUGAUAGCGGAGCUACUUCACAAAGUUCUUCUGGGACUAAGAGAAUUGUCAGCGAGGAUUCAGAUAAUAACAGUCUAAUAUGCAAUACAGGUGAGCAGCCUUUUAAGAGGGUAAGAAGUUUGGGUGGGAAUGAUUGUGAAGCGGGGUCGGAUACUGCUGAAAGCAAGAGUAGAUUAAAUGAAGAGCCGAAUCCUGAGCCAUUAUCAAUACCUGAGGAUGUUGUUAUGGAUACAGUUGCUGCAGAAUUUAGUAAUGGUGCCAGCAUUAAGCACCAAAAUUUUGGAUCUCCUCUUAUAACUUCAGUGCCGAAUCCGGAAAUCUAUACAGUGAAUCAAUGUGCAGUGGAUGUUGCUCUUAAGGAUCAAAUUGUCAAGAAAUUCAUUACAUAUUCGCGGCAAAGACAUCUAUCACCAAAAACAUGUGAAGAAAGAACGAGUCAAGCUGAUGGAAAAUCAAAAGAUGAUUUGGAAAUGGACAGGUCAUCAAGAGAGAACGUAGGUAAGCUAACUGCAAAAAAUAGCAAAGAGAAAGUGGCAGAAGAGAUCGACAUUGGUGUCACUUUGGGUGGAUUUACGGUGAAUGUGUCUGGGUAUGGAAGCAUUGUAAGUCACUCAGAUGAUGCAGCUAAUAAGUUGGUUGACAAAGAGAAAGUGGCUGAAGAGAUUGAUACUGAGAGUGAUUGUGUCAUGUUGGGUGGGGAUGAUUUUGAACUGUUAGCUGAGACCCAAUCACUCAAUAAACUCACAGGAACAGUUUGUGGCCAACAAGUGCUCUCCGAUACUGCUAAAAGAAAUACUAGAUUAAAUAAAGUGGAAGGAUUUUUAGGAACAUCAUCUGGGAGCUUAGUGAAAACCAUGGUUCACAAGGAAUGUACUCUAAUAUAUCAUGACUUCAACAACCAUAAAAGGGCUGGUGUAUUUGCAGUGGGUCAGUUUUUGGCUGUUUACGAUCAAGAAAAAAUGCCUCGACUGUAUGCUCAAAUUAAUAGAAUUGAGACUUGUUAUAAGACGGAAACAAAUUGCACAGAAUAUGCAUUUUAUCUUAGGUGGUUGAGGCCUGCUCCUGUUAACGCGGAUGAGAGAAAAUGGCAUGACGCAGGUUUGCCUGUAUCUUGCGGGUUAUUUAAGCUGGAUAGUGAUAAGAUAGGAAAAUGUGACACUGUAAUUUUCUCACAUUUGGUCUCAUCGUUACAAGAAUAUCGUGUUCUUGCGGGUUAUUCAAAAGAAAUGUUUGAGCUUUAUCCACGAAAAGGUGAAGUAUGGGCAAUUUAUAAAGACUGGAAACCAUUAGAUUGGUGCUUGGAUCCUAAAACAAGAAUAGGAUGCAAGUUCCAGCUUGUAGAAAUUCUCAGUAAUUACUCGACAAGAGAUGGUAUUAAGGUUGCACCAGUAGUAAAGGUGGCAGGGUAUAAAACCAUCUUUCAAUGGCAUGGCCUGUGUUGUCAAAUUGCUGCUCGCAACUUGUUUAGGUUUUCUCAUAAUGUACCAGUUAGGUUUGCUGGUUACAAGAGGGAUUUACUUCCAGGUCGGAUACUUGAUCUCGACCCAUUGUCAAUACCUGACGAUGUUUCUGUGGAUGCGGUUGCUGAAGAAUUCAGUAACGGUUUCAGCAUUAAGCACCAAACUUCUGGAUUUCCUCGUACAUCUUCAGUGCCGAAUCCCGAAAUCAAUACAGGGAAUCAAUAUACAGGGUAUGUUGCUCCUAGGAAUCAAAAUGUCAAACAGUGCAAUAAAACUUCAAGGUUAAGACUUCUUUCCCCAAGAUCAUGUGAAGUUCAUAAGAGUCAGGCUGCUGGAACAUCAAAAGGUGGCAGCACAUCUUUAAAUGAAGUGGAAACAUCUUUAGGAAGAUCAUCUUGGAGCGCGGUGAAAUCCACAGUUCAGAAGGAACCUACUCUAGAAUUUCAUGACUUCAGCAGCUAUGAGAAGGCUUGUUCAUUUACAGUUGGUCAGUUUUUGGCUGUUUACGAUCAAGAAAAAAUGCCUCGAUCGUAUGCUAAAAUUACCAGAAUAGAACAUUGCUUUAAGAAGGAAACAAAUAGCACAGAAUACGCAUUGUAUGUUAGGUGGUUGAGACCUGCUCCUGUUAACCUUGAUGAGAAAAAAUGGCAUGAGGCAGGUUUGCCUGUUUCUUGCGGGAUCUUUAAGCUGAAUAGUAAUAAGGUACACAAGUGUGACGCCGUAGUUUUCUCACAUUUGGUCUUGUUUCAAGAAUAUGGUAUUUCAAAAGAACUGGUUGAACUUUAUCCACGAGCAGGUGAAGUAUGGGCACUUUAUAAAGACUGGAAACCUUUUGAUUGGUGCUCGGAUCCUAAAACAAGAAAAGGUUGCAAGUUCCAGCUUGUAGAAAUUCUCAGUGAUUACUCGACAGCAGCUGGUGUUAAGGUUGGGUCAUUAGCAAGGGUGGCAGGGCAUAGAACCAUCUUUCGAAGGAGUGGCCUCUCUUAUCAAAUUGCUGCUAGCAAAUUGUUUGGGUUUUCUCAUAAUAUCCCAGUUAGGUGCGCAGGUAACAUGAAGGGCUUGUUUUCAGGUAUGGUGCUGGAUCUCGACCGAUUAUCAAUACCGAAGGAAGUUAUUGUGGAUAUUGUUGCAGCAGAAUUCAGUAAUCAUUCUUCGAGCAUUAUGCACCAAAAUUCUCAAAUGCAGUGAGUUGGUCUUUUGGAUUUUGUCAAGUUGGUGUAACCGGUAAAUAUAGAAUGACAUCCAAAUACCACAACAAUUUGUCUUCUAGGAGCGUGUUUUAUGUCGUAGUUCGUUUGUUUUCCGUACUACGGGCAAUAAUUGUACUGCCAACCAAAUGUGAAAACCAGCUGUAGUUGAGAACUACAGAGUUGAUGAUUUUGAACCUUCACUGUCUGCAAUACUGAAUCUUCAUAGUGGAUUACUGCUGCUACAUUAUCCAUUUUUCA
Molecule: messenger RNA, 3486 nt
Organism: Papaver somniferum (opium poppy)
Lineage: Eukaryota; Viridiplantae; Streptophyta; Magnoliopsida; Ranunculales; Papaveraceae
Exons: 2
Coding region: 149-3226 (1025 amino acids)
Source: RefSeq, a predicted model, not a curated record